AUCAUCCACUGAUUUCAUCAUUUCCAUUAUCAAACUCUGAACUUAAGAAAGCUUCCAUCCAUGGCCGCCUUACACAGCACCAAUUGAAGAAGAAGAAAGAAGAAGAAAGCUUUUCUCUUUUCCCGCCGAAAACCAAAUCCAAUGGCGAAUUCAUCACUCAAACAAUCCUUCUUACUUAAUUCCUCCUUAAUUUCAAUCUUCUUUUCCACUCACUGAAAACCCUAACUCCCCCGACUUUCUCUUUCCUCGAACAAAGAUAAAGAUCGUGCUUUUAUCAAAAAUGGCAGCAGCUGACUUUCUAUCUAUGCGAAACUUGUUUGGAUUAUUCGGAUUUAGUACCGCAAGGAGGUUGGCAGCGUUGUUCAUAGCUUCUUCUUCUUCUUCGUCAUUGUCUUUUCCUCCAUUACUGGUAAAUGUAAGAAAAGGGAGAUUCUUGAACAGUGGAGUGUAUAUCUUGAAACGAGAAUCCUUCUCCUUCCCUAUUCUACGGUGCUCGAAUUAUGGAACCAUUUCUAGUACGGAAUCAAGUGACAAUGGUGGUGAUACUAAAACAGGAAAGAGAUUCCUUGAAUUGAGUGAUCAAGAGCUUUUGGGUCAGUGUGAGAUGAGCACUUUCAAGUCUUCUGGGCCUGGAGGUCAGCAUAGGAACAAGAGAGAAUCAGCUGUUAGGCUUAAGCACCUUCCUACUGGUAUCAUUGCUCAGGCUGUUGAGGAUCGAUCGCAACACAUGAAUCGAGCAUCUGCUGUGACACGCCUUCGUACUCUUUUGGCUCUCAAAGUGAGGAAUACUGUGGAUCUUGAAGCAUAUUCACCUCCUCGAGAGCUGCUUCAAAUUCUUCCAGCAAAAUCCACCAUUAGAGGAUCAGAUUGUGGUUCCCAAAUUGGACCCAAAAAUCCCAAAUUUGUUCUUGGAAUGCAAGCGCUGUUGGAUCUAAUUUUUGCAGUUAAUGGUUCUGUAGCUGAUGCAGCAAAGUAUUUGGGUUUAAGCACAGGGGCGCUAUCUCGGUUGAUACUAUCGGAUGACUCUCUUCGAUUAACAGUGAAUGAAUUAAGGACAUCCAAGGGUAUGAAGCCUCUGAAGUGAUUUAACGGUACCAACAAGCCAACCGAUCCUUAUAAUGCUAAAUUCGGUUUGAUUGAGCUUAUUCUUUCAUUUGUUAAUGUAUCAUUCAUAGCUCAACAUGUUAUCAUCUACUCAGGUAAGAUCAUCGGUUUGUUGACUGAGCGAAAUUCGCCUUCCUUUUUCAGCUAGAAUGUGACUAGUCUAGUUCUUGUAAUCCUAAUAUUGAAAUGACCAAAGUUGAUAUAGAAUAAAAUUUCCAUUGUUCAAUGAUU
Cannabis sativa is the source of this 1335-nucleotide messenger RNA. RefSeq lists its product as uncharacterized. Gene Ontology annotation, molecular function: translation release factor activity. Gene Ontology annotation, biological process: translational termination. The transcript is spliced from 6 exons. The coding region runs from base 281 to 1084 and encodes 267 amino acids. The record is from RefSeq and is a predicted model, not a curated record. Gene Ontology annotation, cellular component: chloroplast. NCBI's taxonomy places the organism in Eukaryota, Viridiplantae, Streptophyta, Magnoliopsida, Rosales, Cannabaceae.